Triticum turgidum subsp. durum (durum wheat) is the source of this 525-nucleotide messenger RNA. Lineage: Eukaryota; Viridiplantae; Streptophyta; Magnoliopsida; Poales; Poaceae. The record is from the annotation of a GenBank genome assembly.
AUGGCUCUCACCGGCCGCGUCGCCACCACCGCAGCGUGCAUCCUCGUCCUCCUCGCGCUCGCCGACGCCGCGGGGGCGGCCACCCGGGCGCCGGCGCCCGCGCCGGCGCAGGACUGCACGGAGGCGUUGACUAGCCUCGCAGACUGCCUCGACUAUGUGUUGCCCGACAGCAAGUCGGCCCGGCCUACCAAGGCCUGCUGCACGGAGGUGAAGACCGCCGUCGGCACCCCCGCCACCGUGAAGUGCCUCUGCGCUGCCAUGGACGCCAAGACAACUCCGAUACCGAUCAACAUGACACGCGUGCUCGCCCUCCCCACCGCCUGCGGCCAAUCCGCCUCUGUCUUGAGCAAGUGCCACGGUGAGCACCCUGCGGCUCCUGCUGAAGCACCGGCGCCUUCAGCAUCCAGUGGCGGCGCGACCGCUUCACCACCGAAGGCGAAUGCGGCGGCGAGGUCUCCCGGCGGCCCCGCAACCAUUAUCCUCGCAACCGUGGCGACUUCGCUGCUCGCCUUCUAUUACGUCUGA